Molecule: messenger RNA, 579 nt
Organism: Thelazia callipaeda (thelaziosis nematode)
Lineage: Eukaryota; Metazoa; Nematoda; Chromadorea; Rhabditida; Thelaziidae
Source: the annotation of a GenBank genome assembly
AUGACAACGGGUAUGUCUGUUCAUCGGUAUAUUGGAGUUUGUUUACCGUUCAAAGCACCGUCAAUACUCAAGAAAACUCGAGUUCGAAUAUUUAUUUUAUCACUUCUAAUUUUCUCUCUCCUCUUCAAUAUCACUCGAUUUUUUGAGGUUCGUGUUGUAAAUAACUGUUUUCGCUCAAAUAUUAAUGCCUUCAUUCCGGUGUUGGCACCAUCAAAUUUGCGACUUGAUCAAACCUAUCGUCUCAUAUUUUUUGGUUGGGCUUAUACCAUAUUAAUGUUUGUGAUGCCGUUUUCAUUACUCAUUAUUUUGAAUUCUCAGGUGCUUCUGGCCGUUCGACGCUCAAAUCGACUACAUCGAAGACAAAGUACUGUUCCAGAUGAGUCCUUAAAACAAGCUGAACGAAAAGAACGCCAAACAUCUAUAAUGCUUAUUGCAAUUGUGCUCGUAAUGGUGAACGCAUCAUGCAAUAUAGCUAUAUAUAUGUUAUUUUCGGACAAAUAUCGACUGCUGCUAAAGCAGUACUUAACUUGUAUUUGGUCGAGGGAUAGUCAACUGCUCUUAACAACGAAUAAUGCUUGA